AUGUUUCUUCGAAAUUUCGUUAUUGUUCUUCAAAUAUCUCUUGUUGUAACUGAUUUCUCUUCUAGUUUCAAUCAGUUCGUUAUUGAAAAUUAUGGAAAGCAAAUAGCAGACCGUUUGGCUAGAAGAGAUAUUGGUUCACAUGGAAGCUAUGGUGGAGGGAAUCAUAAAGGAGGAACAAGAUCCGGAAAACAAGCCGUAAUACUUGUUCACGGUAUAGCAAACACCGCAGGGACUUUCGAUGGUUGGAGACGUCAUUUUUUGAGUGUAGGUUGGAAAGAUGCACACGUGUUCGGUACAACAUAUGGUGACGGUGGAAAAACUCCAGCACCUCUUUUCGAUAUGAAAUGUGCUUAUGUGAAACAGGUUCGGUAUAUGAUACAGUCGGUAGCUGCAUAUACAAGACGACAAGUAGACGUCAUUGGAUACUCGAUGGGCUCACCUGUAUCAAGAAAGGCAAUCUUAGGUGGGAACUGUGUCGACACAGGAGAAAGUUUAGGACCGCCACUAACAGGCAUAGUUGAUACAUUUGUUUCAGUAGCAGGCGCUAAUAGAGGAUCUUAUUUAUGCCUUCUUCCAUUCCCAGGGGCUUGUAAUCUUAUCACCGGUUUAUCGUGUGGAUCUAAAUUCCUGAUCGACAUAAAUAAACAACAUCACUACGAAGGAAGACGUGUAUACUCAAUAUACUCCCCGCAAGAUGACAAGGUUGGGCAUAAGAACGGUUGCGGUCAGCUAGCAUCAGAGAUAGUGGGAGCAGAUCAAGAGUUUGUCAGAAAAGGAAAUCAUGAUCAAGUAAUGAUUGACACAGCAAAACUACAAAUCAAUCUCGUAGAUAAACACUCCCCCGGGAACGCCUGA
Auanema sp. JU1783 is the source of this 855-nucleotide messenger RNA. NCBI's taxonomy places the organism in Eukaryota, Metazoa, Nematoda, Chromadorea, Rhabditida, Rhabditidae. The record is from the annotation of a GenBank genome assembly.